Molecule: messenger RNA, 1287 nt
Organism: Tachyglossus aculeatus (Australian echidna)
Lineage: Eukaryota; Metazoa; Chordata; Mammalia; Monotremata; Tachyglossidae
Gene: INSM2
Product: INSM transcriptional repressor 2
Exons: 2
Coding region: 1-1287 (428 amino acids)
Biological process (GO): negative regulation of transcription by RNA polymerase II; neuron differentiation; regulation of cell cycle process
Cellular component (GO): nucleus; transcription repressor complex
Molecular function (GO): DNA-binding transcription repressor activity, RNA polymerase II-specific; RNA polymerase II cis-regulatory region sequence-specific DNA binding
Source: RefSeq, a predicted model, not a curated record
AUGGAGGGAUGGAGGGAUGGAGGUCGGGCCUCGCCGCCGGGGCUGAGGGGAGGCGAGGGGGCGGGAUCCCGGGGCCGCGUCGCUCCUUACCUCGAGCCUCGUCAGGCCGCCCGCCCGACCGCCCGCCGUCCUCCCCUCACGCGGACUGCGACGCAGCUGGAGGGGGCGUGGCCUCCAGGGGCCCCGCCCCCGCCCCGGACGGGCCAAUGGGCGCCGCGCUCGGCCGAGGCCCCGCCCCCGGGCGGCUGCCGCCACUCCCGAUUGGCCCGCGGGGACGGUCCCGGCCGGCGUCUCAGCUAUAAAGGCGGCGGGGGCCCGGCCGGGGCCGCCAGUGCCGCCGCCAUGCCGAGGGGCUUCCUGGUGAAGCGCAGCAAGCGGGCGGGCGCCUCCUACCGCGCCCGUCCCGCCCCGGACGAGCCGGCCGGCGACCCCCGGGGCUGGGCCGACCCCUUCCCCUCCUCCGGGGCCGCGGCCUUGGCGGCGGGAGCCCCGCCGCGGGCCCCCCGCCCCCCGCCGGGGCCGGCCCGGAGGGCCAAGCCGCCCAGGAAGCCCAGCCCGGCCGACGCGGUGACCACGUCCCCCGUGCUGGGGCUGCGGAUCAAGGAGGAGGAGGCGGCGGAGGAGCCCCGCGGGGGCCGCACGCCGCUGGGCGAGUUCAUCUGCCAGCUGUGCAAGGAGCAGUACGCCGACCCCCUGGCGCUGGCGCAGCACCGCUGCUCCCGCAUCGUGCGGGUGGAGUACCGCUGCCCCGACUGCGACAAGGUCUUCAGCUGCCCCGCCAACCUGGCGUCGCACCGCCGCUGGCACAAGCCGCGACCCCCGCAGGACCGGCAGCCCGUUGCUUCCUCCUCGUCGUCGUCGUCGUCGCCCCGCGAGGGCAAGGAGAACGGCGGCGGUGGCGGCGUUGGCGGCCCGGAGCGCGCCGCGUCCCAGCACCGGUUGGGCGAGGACAGCUCCCCCGGCGGGCCCGAGCCCUUCCCCUGCCCCUGCUGCCACCGGCGGUUCCGCCGCCAGGCCUACCUGCGCAAACACCUGGGCAGCCACCAGGCCCCGGGCCCGGCCCUCCCGGGCCCGCCGGCCGAGCCGGGGCCGGGGCCGGGGCCGUGGCCCCCCCAGGUGUUCCCGUGCCAGCGCUGCCCGGCCACCUUCUUCAGCGGCCCCGGCCUCACCCGCCACGUCAACAAGUGCCACCCGUCCGACGCCCGCCAGCUCCUGCUGCUGCUGCAGGUGCCCCCGAUAAGGCCCGGCUGCCGAGGGGGCCCCGACGCCUGCCUCGACCACUGCUAG